Molecule: messenger RNA, 7948 nt
Organism: Camelus dromedarius (Arabian camel)
Lineage: Eukaryota; Metazoa; Chordata; Mammalia; Artiodactyla; Camelidae
Product: zinc finger protein 709
Exons: 6
Coding region: 182-1960 (592 amino acids)
Biological process (GO): regulation of DNA-templated transcription
Source: RefSeq, a predicted model, not a curated record
UGGGGCAGGUGGGUGGUGUGACGCACGUCCCGGCGUGGACGUUGCCUCCCGCUCAGGCUGACCUCUAGGGUCACUAACGUGCGCUUCACCAUCGCAAGUGGCUCUGCCCGUGUCGCGCUGUGUCCUGCGCGGGUCGUGGGAGUCGUUAGGAGGGACUCAGACAAACCCAGGAAACCUAGAAAUGGACUCAGUGACUUUUGAGGAUGUGGCUGUGAACUUCACCAUGGAGGAGUGGACUUUACUGGGUCCUUCACAGAAGAAACUCUACAGAGAUGUGAUGCGGGAAACCUUCAGGAAUCUGGCCUCAGUAGGAAAAACAUGGGAAGAUCAUGACACUGAAGAUCAAUACAAAAACCAGGAGAGAAAACUAAGUUAUAUGGUUGAGGCACACUGUGAAAAUAAAGAGGGUAAUCAGUGUGGAGAAGACUUCAGCCUUAUUCCAAAUCUCAGUCUGAACAAGGAAACUACUGGAGUAAAACCAUGUGAAUGCAGUGCAUGUGGAGAAGUCUUCCUGCAUCAUUCAUCCCUUAAUAGACACAUCCACUGUCACACGGCACACAAACCAUGUGAGCAUCAGAAAUACAGAGAGAAGCCAUGGAAAUGUCAGGACUGUGGGGAAGUUUUUAUGUGUCUCGGAACCCUGCAAAGACACAUGAUAAUGCACACUGGAGAUGCUCCUUAUAAAUGUAAGGAAUGUGGGAAAGCCUUCACUUGUUCUAGUUCACUUGGAAUACAUGAAAGAACUCACACUGAAAAGAAACCCUAUCACUGUGAACAAUCUGGAAGAAUCUGCAGAUACCAGACACAUGGCAGGACUAGCACAGGAGAGAAACUCUAUGAAUGUAAGCCUUGUGGUAAGACUUACAUCUCCCUUCAGGGCUUAAAAAUACAUGAAAGAAAUCACACUGGAGAGAAACCCUUUGAAUGUAAGGAGUGUGGUAAAACUUUCCGUUCUCAUGUAGGUUUCAAAAUGCAUGAAAGAAAUCACAGUGGAGAGAAACUGUACGAAUGUAAAAAAUGUACCAAAGCAUUCAGUUACCCCAGUUCUCUUCGAAGACAUGAAAGAACUCACACUGGAGAGAAACCCUACCAAUGUAAGGAAUGUGGGAAAGUCUACAGAGAUCACGGUUCCUUUCAAACACACGAAAGGACUCACAGAGGAGAGAAACCCUAUGAAUGUAAUGAAUGCAGGAAAACUUUUCUUUCUCUUUCAAGCUUCCGAGCACACAUGAUCACUCACUCUGGAAAUGGACCUUAUAAAUGUAAGGAAUGUGAGAAAACAUUCUUUUCUCCCAGUUCAUUUCGAAUACAUGAAAGAAGUCACACUGGAGAGAAACCCUAUGAAUGUAAACAGUGUGGUAAAGCCUUCGGUUAUUACUGUUCCUUACGAGCACACGGAAGAACUCACACUGGAGAGAAACCCUAUGAAUGUAAACAAUGUGGUAAAACCUUCAGUUACUGCUAUUCCUUACAAGUCCACAGAAGAAUUCACACAGGAGAGAAACCCUAUGUAUGUAAAAUUUGUGGUAAAGGCUUCAGGUGUUCUAGUCAUGUUCAGGUACAUGAAAGAACUCACACUGGAGAGAAACCCUUUGUAUGUAAUGAAUGUGGGAAAGCCUUCAUUUGUCAUGAAUACUUCCGAACCCACAUGAGACUGCACACUGGAGAGAAACCAUAUAGAUGUGAAGAAUGCGAGAAAGCCUUUAGUCGUCUCAGUUCCUUCCGAAAGCAUGAAAUGAGUCAUUGGAUAAAUACUCUUGAAUGUAAAACGGCAUUAGAAAGACUUCAAUUGGCCCACCUCUUUACAUGGAAAAACUCUCAUGGAAAAGAAAUAAAAAUUGCCAUCCUGCCAGUGAUCCUCAGGGUCAUACCUGAAGUCAAAGAGGUGGGUGUAAUGAAUUCUAAUGAUAGAAUGACCACAAGUAUACACGACGUGGGGUGUAACAUACUAGGUGGCUGAGACUUCCAUAGGGUUUGGCUUGCAUUAGAUGAUUUGAUUGCUGUUCAAGGUACCAAGAUUUUUUGUGUGUGUUGAGUGCUGUGAGGAGGUAAACUUUUUUUGUCAUUGGUAAUCAUAAACCUUUCUAGAAGGCAAAAACAAUGUUUUAGAGCUAAACUUAAUUCAUAAGAAGCCCCAUCCCUCAAAUUAGCAAGAAGAGGGGAAUAGUGGUCAUUUCUAUAAUUUGUAAUUGUCACUUUUAUCAUUUUUAGCGACAUGGUUACAAAAUGCCCUUCUUCUCAUCAUGAUUUAUCACAGUCACUGUGUACUUGGUCUCUUCAGCAGGGUGAGACCAGGCCUUGCGGUGAAUGCAGGCCAGCUCCCGGGCCUCUGGAACAACUUUUGCCUUUCCUGCUUGUUAUCUAAACACUGAUAUAUUUCCCGCAGUGUGUUACACACCAUUUACGAUACGGUAUCUCAGUUAAAACAUAUGUCCACUUCUUAGUAUACUACAUGGUAAUUUUAAUACCUCCUUUAUGACUCAAUUAAGGCCAUGAGUUUAGGUAAAUUGUGAGAGAACACAAACCUAGCAAGGCUAGAAAGGCAGGGCCACUGUUCCAAUAAGGUCUUCUCUUCUCAGAGACUAUCUCGGACUUUCUCAGAGACGCUACUCUUGAUAGUUUCAACAUCCCUCAUUGCCAUGCACUUUAGAAUCAACGCACCCCACUUAGCGUAAAUCAAGGCACGUAGGAUUUGGUUAUAGUGGCGUAAGACCAACAAGUUCUUGCAGUCCUGAGGCCUAUAUUUUUGUGGGAAAAAAAGAGAUGGUUAACAAAUGGUAAAGCUUUGAUUUGUAAGAUAGAAGUAAGAGCUUUGAAGGAAAGUAGAAAAUGAGACGCUAUAAAAGAGGUGUGUAUAUAGCUUUUCUAUGCAGGUAGGAGGCUCAGUAAACGAAGAUGUCAUAAAUCACUUCUAUUUUUGCCAUGUUAUGUAUAUGAAACACUCUCCAGGAACUGGUUGAGUGUGGAAGUAGAAGGUGGGACAUAGAACAUCCUGCCUUCCUUGAUUAACAGUAAAGAUUCCCCAUAAAGAUAAAGACAUGGAUAUGGUUCAUUUUCAUGUUUACGGUUGUUAGAAUUUUUGUUUGUAUAAUGUGUGGUCAUGAGUUUGGACAUUGUUAUCUGAGACUGGAGACUUCCUGUUGAUUUGGGCACACGUAUUUCCGCCGUCUAGUCUGGGUUAGGGUCAGGGUUGUAUUUAACAUCAUUUGAGAAGAUUUUCAUUUUUAUAUAAAUAUUCAAAAUAUUAUACUGUUUGGCAUUUUCAUUUUACUGCUGUACAGAUUAACACAGUGUAUACCCCCCAUUAAAGCAUGGGGUUCCUCCCGGUUGGAGAAAGAGUUACCUUUAUCUGCAGUGUUGUAGCCCAUCCUGAGUUAGUUCUAUGAGUAGGUUUCCCCUGUAGUUCUCAAUGGAAACACCAAAAAAAGACAUGCUUGUUUAGAGGAAAUCAUUCAGUGUAUAAUUGAGGUGACCUGCAGAAAGAGGACGUAUCAUUUUGAGUAAUAUACUAAUUGAGUAUAAAAGGAGAAAUGGGCAAUUUUCAGUAUCUCUUCGUUGCAGGAGCAGCUGGGAUUCUCUUGUUUCAGUGAUCCAUAAUCCAUAGCCUGUUUUGCUGUUCACAGGUUUCGUUUCCAUAUGCUUAAACUUUCAGCAUAUGUUGUGGAAAAAUGGAAAACAACAGUGAGAGUUUUAAAGUUUAAAUCAGCAAGUGAAAUUCAGUCUUUUCCUUUUUUUCCCCUCCUUUUUUUCAUUCUUUCUGUUUUUUUUGUUUUUUUUUUUUUUCAGUAGUCGUACCUUAUGUAUUGGAGUGGUUUCAUUUCCCUGCUGAGGGCAAUAAAUUUACUUGGUUUUCUGACCACAUUCUUGUGCCUGAGAGGUAAUGGUGUUAAAUCUGACCUGUGAGUGCAUGUAAUCCAUAACCAUUUAUUGGCAUCUAAUCUAAAUGUUAGGCAAAAUUCAAGGGACUUCUCUCCUCUGUCACAGCUAAUUGAGUGUCUGACCAGUGCGCCAAAGAUUAAAAAAACACACUGGUAAUAUAGUCGAUGGACUUACUUUUCAGACCAAGGAGGAGCCCCUACAGCUAUUGGCAAAUAGACUUUAUAGGGCCCCUCAGUCCCUCUGUUGGCUGCAUCUUAUUCUUUCACCACCACCAAAAUGCAAGGAAGACACAUUAGAAAUUACUGAUAUUAUCACUUGGAUUCUGGGAACACCCCACACUGGGUUCUUGAAAACGGCAUUCAGAGGACCUCUCGUGAUGAGCUCAGGUUACAAGCCUCACAGAUGGCCCAACGGCUAAUACCUUGCUUCCCUGUAGAUAAGUCUUCCUGCAGUUGGAGCAUUAAUUAGAUUCAGUCACCAGUCUCUGUGGCCUAUUUCUUUGUCCUGUUCACCAGGACUACUGGCACUGGAUUACAAGUAAAACCUUCCCAUACUAGGUGUUUCUGUUAGAGUGGUCACUCCUGCAGGUCUUUGUUUUAUUGUAGUAGUGUACCCAGGCCCCCACACUUUAUCCCACUCCGAGGCCCCCCUCCUGACAUCACCUGUAGUCUGUGUACCCUGAGUGUCAUAUUUGAUUUUGGGACUCCAUCAAAGCCCUCCAGCUUACCCAGCACAAAUUGCUGUUUUCCUCAUUUGCACUCACAUGCUGAUUGUCAUGGGAGUCCCUGGUACUUACCUGUGCACACAUGAUCUCUUUCCACAAAUACAUCAUCAAUGCCAAUCAUGAAAUGUCCAAAACACUUAAAAUACACGUAGCAUACAGCUCAUUGCAGGAAAUGGGGGAAAAACAUUUUGACAGAUACAUAGAAAGCAUUCUUUUUCCUGUAAAUUAGGCCAUCCCUCAAGGAAAACUAGUUUGCCACAGCCUUAUCAGACUGGGGAAGGAGCAGUCGGACAACUCCCUGACCCUUCGAGUUUUUUCUGUGACAGAAAGUGAGGACUAAAAGCCAGGAGCCUCUUCUGACGUGCGUAGUCCAGGGAUUUUGUCCCAUGAAAACAUUUAACAGGUUUAAUCACAUAACAGAACAUUUUCCCACCACACACCUGACUACUGUGUGAACAGGGCUCCAGUAUAAAACCAGUGAAAUAAAGCAGAUAUAGGGCACAGACUCUAUUUUCAAAUGAAUUUCAAGGGAUAUCCAAACACAGCAGGGAGAUAACAAGAACCCUGGAGGAUGUUGAAGCCCUUGGCACUCACCACUACAGCAAAUAUUAAACUAAUUCCUAGUCAGGGAAACAUGAAACGUUACACUGAGGGCCUAUUUACCUCAGAUCUUACUGUGAAAAUACAUAAAUAAUUGGAAUUUAUAGAACACAUAUGCUUCCCGGUUUCACUUGGUUAAAAUUAUUGUUUUGUUUUAAUUUUUCCAUAAGCAAGCAUUUUGGGUAUUUUCCGUAGUCUCACGGUCCCUCAUCAAGUAUUAGCCAACCUUGGGAAUUUUGAGCAGAAAACAGGUAAGUGUUGGACUUCAGAGCAUUAAGGACAGAUAUCUUUAUAUGUACAUGCACAUUUGAAGGGGAAAUACGUUUCUUGGUGUUUCAAACACUGUACAAAUCAGAUUAACUGCAAAAAUAAAAACAUGGAUUGGAAGGUGGAUCAAAAGGCAGAGUAGGAGGAUGUGAAACUCACCUCCCCCCACAAACAUAUUAAAAAUACAUCUACAUGUGGAACAAUUAGCAACUGGAAACUGGCAGAUCUCUUAUACAACCAAAGCUUCAAAAAGGUCCCCACAUAACCAAGUAGGAAGGGGACAAAAUAUGGACAUGGGACAGGACCGGCACCCCUAGGAGGGAUCUGUGAGUGAGGGAGGGUCAGCACAGGCACGUCUUCACCCUGUAAAGCCCCCCUGCUUGCUGGGCUGGGUAGAGGGGCUGGCACGUGCUGGCUUGCCAGCAAUCAGGUCAGAGAGACUGAUGGCAAGGGCUGCCACCUCCCCGUACUCCCCAGCCCAUGUACCUCUCUUUCAACCCUAGUUUACAGCCUGCGUGGGGUAUCUUAAUGCCUACUUAAAGUUUGCUUGCUUUUUUUUUUUAACUCCCUUUUAAAAAUUUAUUUAUUUUAAUGGAGGUACUGGGAGUUGAACCCAGGAGUUUUGCAAUCCAGUCUCUUAGGCAUAUUAGAGUUUCCAGGUUAACACAUCCAUCAGCUCACAUUGUGUGUGUGUGUGUGUGUGUGUGUGUGUGUGUGUGUGUGUGUGUUGGGAUGAGGAGGGGAGGUGAGAACUCUUAAUCCACUGUUUUAGCAAAUUUCAGGUAUACAAUAUAGUAUUUGUAUAUCAAAUCACAUUGUAAUCUUUAAAUAUAGACGAUUUUAUUAAUCAGUUAUACCUCAACAAAUCUGGGAGGAGUGUGAUGGAAAGAGGUUCCAGGUACAUCCCAAGUUUAUGUAAUGAUUUAGUUUUCUUAAUUAGUGAAAACAGGAAUCAGUUGUCUUAGAUAUAUAGCUGUUUACAUUUCACAAUUCUCUAGGGACAAAGGCAAAAACUGAUCGAAAAUAAAUUUCCUUCCAAUAUAAAAUGUACACCGGAGAAUUUAAUGAACAUGUCUCACAUCCUGUGGUUAGACUGAAAAGAGUCCUUGAGCCCAGCUGAGGGCUGUAGGGUUCAAACUUCCCACCAGAGCCAAGGGCUUAGGAUCCUUUCUCUUAAGUAUAAAUGAGCAAGGUUGGAGCAGGGGUGGAUGGAAGGCUCAACGCUGUCAAGUAUCAAAGAUUAAAACAGAGCCAGACUCCAUUACAGAUGGUGAGGUCACAUUUUAAUUUCUGUGUUUCUAAAAGAAAGGGAGUCACAGUUCCACGCAUGGCCUCCCAGCUUUACACCAAACCCUUGACCCCUAGAGGACAUAGACCCUCUUAUUCCAGUGUGGCCUGGUGUUGGGCUGCACCCUGCAGAUUUGCAAGCCUUGUAAUUGCCCAGCCUCAAGACCAGAGAAAGACAAGAAUCAGUGACAGACAUCAGUGGUUUAAUGGAGAGAGGAGCUUGCUUGUCCGAAGCAAAAAGGUCCUGGAGCUACACCCUACUGUGGGCAGCAGAUGGCUGGCAGGACAAGGCAGCAGUCAAUGCUGGGGGGAGUUUACCAAUUAUAAAGGAAAUUGACCUCAGGUUGGCUACUCAGUUACCAGGGAAACCAGCAGAGGAGCACACCCCUCACCGCCCCUUGGAUAAACUGGCAGUGGAGACAUUCUGAUCUAGAGAUUAGAACAAACACUAGCCAGGGCAAGUUUACUGAUUGGGCUCUGUGAUUAAGAGAGCGGGUCAGUCAUGUGAGUAGGGUAUAGAUGAAGCAGGGACUGGUAGGGCCCUGGAUGCACAGAGAGCAAGAGAACAGCCGUCUUGGGUGGCCUGAUCAUACACCUCCCUGGGCGACCCUCAUGUUCUUUCUUGCUCCACUUGGAAACGCAAUCAGAAAUUCCCUGUGUUCAUGGGCUCACAAAGAGCUGAGCAAAUACAAGGUGGGUAGCCCCAGGCCUGGAUAAAGUUCUGUUUCAUCGCAAACGUGUCAGGCUGUGUCAGGCUCCCCCUCCUGACGGAAGUUGGUUUCCAGGAGCUACGCGUCCUCCCGCCUAGCUGUCACUUAAGCACUAAGGCUGCCCUGCUAACUGUACAAUCAGGGACGCCGCUUGGGCAAGUGGGUGGGGCGACGCACCGCCCCGGCGUGGACGUUCUUACUCCGUUAGGCCGGGCUAACGAGCCGGUUUUCUACCGUUAAACUGCGCUGGAGGCGCUGCUUCAGCCUUGUGGCGCUGUGACCCGCGCUGGUCGUGGGAGUCGUAGGGACAGAGGUAGUUCAGGGAGACCCAGGAAACCCAGAAAUGUCCAGGUACCUCUCCUUUCUCUCUCAAGCCAUUUCAUGACCGCUGGAGAAAUAUGCCAAACUUUCCCCCCAGAGACCUCAAUUAUGGAAGUAAACCCUUCCAUACGCUACUCGCAGUGUGUGGUGUCACCAGCUG